Thrips palmi is the source of this 1197-nucleotide messenger RNA. Its product is annotated as epimerase family protein SDR39U1. Bases 277 to 1197 code for a protein of 306 amino acids. NCBI's taxonomy places the organism in Eukaryota, Metazoa, Arthropoda, Insecta, Thysanoptera, Thripidae. The record is from RefSeq and is a predicted model, not a curated record. The transcript has 6 exons.
CACCAAAAUGUGGUUCCGCGCCUGCAGACUCGAGCCCGCAGACGACCGGCUCGGCGCGACCCUAGCGCCAAGUGUCCUCUCCUGGCGGCGAUCGGCGGAAGCUCUGGAAGCGACAGACCUCGGCCCACGGGCAGCGGCAGCGUGCACUCCUCCCCUUUUCCUCUCAAGGGAUGGGUGGGGGUUGUGAAGUUUGCCCAGAGCUAGAAGUCAGGGCGAAGGUUGUACUUAUUUUACGUCUACGUCUGUCGAAGGACAGGCGUCCGUUGCUCAAGAGAAAUGUCGGGUGUAAAUACUGUUGUGAUUGGAGGGGGUACCGGCUUCAUCGGCCGCGCUCUCGGAACGCUGCUCCACAAGAAAGGUUACCAGGUUAUAAAUAUUUCUCGAAUGCCCGGACCAAUGAACAUUGUGUGGGAUGAACUUGAAUACAGGGGUUUGCCCCCUUCAACUGCUGUUGUUAGUCUCGCAGGACAGAACAUCUUGGACCCAAAGAGACGUUGGACACCUGGCUUCAAGCAGAAUGUAUGGAACAGUCGUGUCAACACAACAAGUUCCUUAGCUAAAGCUAUUGCCAAGGCUCCUGAGAAACCAAAAGUAUUUGUUUCCAUUUCGGGUGUAGGUAUCUAUCCUCCAAGCUCGACUGCAGAAUACACAGAGGACACUCCUACACAACCUACUGAUUUCCUUUCUGAGCUGGCCAUUGCAUGGGAAGGUGCUGCCAAACUACCUCCUGAAGCUGGUGUGCGACAAGUUAUCUUAAGAUCAGGAGUUGUGCUUGGUCGUUUUGGUGGCAUGGUGCAGCAGCUUUAUUUGCCAUUCUUUUUUGGUGUUGGCGGGCCUAUUUCUCCAGGAACCCAAUAUUUACCAUGGAUUUAUAUUGAUGAUAUAGCCAAGAUGAUUCAGUUUUCCAUAGAAAAUGAAAAGGUGUCUGGGGUUUUGAAUGGUGUUGCUCCUCAGGUGAUAACAAAUAAGGAUUUUACAUCUGCGUUUGCAAAAGCUAUGUGGAGGCCUGCCUUAAUUCCUGUUCCAAAGUUUGCAUUAGACUUGGCUUUUGGCAGUGAACGAGCUAAAAUUAUGACUGAAGGUCAAAAAGUAAUUCCAAAGAGAGCUUUGGAGUAUGGCUUCAAGUACGACUAUCCAGAUAUUGAUUCUGCCUGUCGUAAAUGUGCUAGACUUUUUGACGACUUUGGGUUGAAAUAA